AUGAACAAGUUUGUUUUAGAUGAUUUCGGUAGUUUAAACAAUCAAUCGCAAUAUCCUUAUGGUAUUGCAUAUGAUUCAACGUCCGAUACACUUUAUAGAGCAGACUAUGGCAAUAAUAGAGUGAUGAGCUAUGCAUCGGGAGCAUCAUCAGGUUCUUGGGUUGCUGGCAAUAGUGCCAUUAGUUGGACACUACUACUAGCUGGUGAUAUCAAUGGAAGUCUAGGAAGUAAUGCAACUGCAUUAACUUAUCCAACAGAUGUUGCUGAUAGACAAAAUCAUCGAAUACAAUUAUUUAUAAAUGGACAAACAGAAGCAAUAACAAUUGCCGAAGUUACAGACGUUAGUGGUAGUAAUUCUACUUUGUUCAAUUUGCCCUGGUCGGUAGAACUCGAUAGUCAACUUAAUUUAUAUGUCGUCGGUUCAAAUAAUCAUAGAAUACAAAAGUUUCUAUGGUAUUGA
Rotaria sp. Silwood1 is the source of this 459-nucleotide messenger RNA. Lineage: Eukaryota; Metazoa; Rotifera; Eurotatoria; Philodinida; Philodinidae. The record is from the annotation of a GenBank genome assembly.